GAGUGCCCCAGCGGAGCGGAGCGGAGCGGGGCUGGGCUGGGCUGGGCGCCACCCCGCGACGGAGGGGGUAGAGGGCGCCGCGCCGCGAUCAAUACGCCACUUAGGGAGGGCGAACGCUCGUUUUGGUCGGACGUGGUGCGUGAGACACGUUUCCUCUGGCUGCUGCGUCCGAGGCCGGAACCUGGAACUGACGAGUCGAGUGCGACGCGUUCUCGUCUGUCUCCCCAAGACGCCCCGACGUCCAUCGCCUACGAGUCGCGCCCGCCUCCGGCAUGAUGCGACACAGCGGAGCCCUCGCUGCCUCCGUACUGGCGCUCAACCUCAACAUUGUUGCCACGGCGGGUGUCAUAUUCUGCGAGGAUUCAAUGGCGUGCGUCAACCUACCGGGCUACACGUGCAAGAACGACCGUUGCGUCUGCGAGCCCAGCCACUCGGGACUCUUCCCCUGCGUAGCGAACGAGUACGGGGAGAAGUGCCGCAGCAACGAGGACUGUCUGCGCAUCGACGAGCACAUGGAGUGCAGCGCGUCCGAGGCGCGCACGUGCCGCUGCCAGCGCGGCCUCCUCUGGGAUGAGGCGUCGCGGCGCUGCUACCUGCUCGACGACACCAGCUUCUACACGAGAUCUUUUGAUCCUGUUCGAGACCUCAUCAUACCUGGUAUCAUCGUGAUGACCAUAGGAGCAAUGCGGGAAGCUGUGGCGGCGGCGGCGGAGGCGGCCCGAUCUGCCGCGUGACCUCGAGGAGUCGCACGGGCAGCCCGCCACGUGGGUGGCCUCCUACAGAGGUACAUCCACCAAGUGCUUUAUAUCUAACGAUGAAUCUCAGCUCUUUUCAAGCACUUACAUGUGUCCUCUGUUGAGCUGCGGCUUUUCAUCUGCGUUGAAGGCUUCUAUUAAGUCUAUUCAAAACUUUACAAAUGAAAUUACUUUUUUCAUAAA
Messenger RNA from Gryllus bimaculatus (two-spotted cricket), 938 nucleotides. NCBI's taxonomy places the organism in Eukaryota, Metazoa, Arthropoda, Insecta, Orthoptera, Gryllidae. The record is from the annotation of a GenBank genome assembly.